This is a messenger RNA of Balaenoptera acutorostrata (minke whale), 2911 nucleotides long. RefSeq names its product general transcription factor IIF subunit 2 (gene GTF2F2). The transcript has 8 exons. Gene Ontology annotation, cellular component: transcription factor TFIIF complex. Gene Ontology annotation, biological process: transcription initiation at RNA polymerase II promoter; transcription by RNA polymerase II. Bases 183 to 932 code for a protein of 249 amino acids. The record is from RefSeq and is a predicted model, not a curated record. NCBI's taxonomy places the organism in Eukaryota, Metazoa, Chordata, Mammalia, Artiodactyla, Balaenopteridae.
UUCCCGGCUCCCGGCGGCGUGUUCCGCUUUUCCCGGGAUCCCAGCGUCCCAGCAGGUGGACCCCGACUCUUCACAGUCAGCCUCCGGUUCCGGCUUACCCUGUGCUUCGGUCCCUCGCCCCGCAGUCCCCCAGCUCCCGGGGCCGCUGCUCUGGCCCGCACGCCUCCGCCGGCGACAGACCCAUGGCCGAGCGCGGGGAACUCGAUCUGACAGGCGCCAAGCAGAACACCGGAGUGUGGCUGGUCAAGGUUCCUAAAUAUUUGUCACAGCAAUGGGCUAAAGCCCCUGGAAGAGGUGAAGUUGGGAAACUGCGGAUUGCCAAAAAUCAAGGAAGGACCGAGGUGUCAUUCACUUUGAAUGAGGAUCUUGCAAAUAUUCAUGAUAUUGGCGGAAAACCAGCUUCAGUCAGUGCUCCUAGAGAACAUCCAUUUGUCUUGCAAAGUGUUGGAGGACAGACAUUAACGGUGUUUACUGAGAGCUCAUCAGAUAAGCUUUCACUGGAAGGAAUAGUGGUACAAAGAGCUGAAUGCCGACCUGCUGCCAGUGAAAACUACAUGAGAUUAAAGAGAUUACAAAUAGAAGAAUCUUCCAAACCUGUAAGGCUAUCACAGCAACUAGACAAAGUUGUGACAACCAAUUACAGACCUGUUGCUAAUCAUCAGUACAAUAUUGAAUAUGAAAGGAAAAAGAAAGAAGAUGGAAAACGAGCUCGAGCUGAUAAACAACACGUUUUAGACAUGUUGUUUUCGGCCUUUGAGAAACAUCAAUAUUAUAAUCUUAAGGACUUGGUGGACAUCACAAAACAGCCUGUGUCGUACCUGAAGGAAAUCUUAAAAGAAAUUGGUAUUCAAAAUGUAAAAGGGAUCCACAAAAACACAUGGGAGCUGAAGCCAGAGUACAGACAUUAUCAAGUAGAAGAAAAGAGUGAUUAAGAAGACUCGAAGCCUGCCUGCUAACGGAACAACUGAAGAGUGAUGCGCUAAGCAAACGGCCUUGAUACGUGAAUCCUUGAGCACCAUCUGUUGUAGGGGGAAAAUGACUGGUACUUUAAUUUCUCUAGGUAAAUUUUUUAAACAGUAAUUCUUGUCAAGUUGCUUAAGUGAUUUUUGAGGAAAAAGAACACAUUUAUUUAUAUACUUAAUCAGAUUAUUCAUGAUGGGGUUGGGGGUUGAAGAAGGUUUUUCUUUUCAAAUAUUAACUUUUAAAAUGUAAAAUUAGGAAAUGUUUUCUAAAUGAGGACUCCCCGUCCUUGUUUCUCUCUGAGGAGUUCAGGUAAUACAGAUCCAAACUGAAUGGCAUAGCAGGAAAAAAGUAGUCAACUACAGAAACUCUCAAAAGGAAUUAAAAGGAGUUCCUUAUUCUGAAAUUGUCGAAGAACAAAGCUGUGUUUAUUUUUUUUUUAACAGGUGGCUGUGUUUCAUGUUCACACACAUUAAUGAAAGGAGAGCAUUUAUGUUUGUACUAAGAUAGCUGUCUUCAUCAUUAGCUUAUUUUACCCUAGCGAUAGUGACAUGAGAAAUGGAAAAAAUCAUGGUCAAUUGGUCUUUCUUUCUUUCUUCUUUUAAAAUAAUUAGAAAUUGGGAAUUCCUUGGCCGUCCAGUGGUUAGGACUCCGCACUCUCACUGCUGAGGACCCAGAUUCGAUCCCUGGUUGGGGAACUAAGAUCCCACAAGCCCCGUGGUGUGGCCACAAAAAAAAAAAAAAAAGAAUAAAAUCAUUAGAAAUUAAAUACGUUUCCAAUUCAAGAUAUGUAUCCCCCACCCAGAUUAUAAGUUUCUCAAAGACUGACUUUGCUCCCCAGCUUUUCCUGCACCCUCGGGCGUGCACUGAGUCUUGCUGUUUAGAGACUAGAUGCGGGUUGUAGGGGUGAGGCUGAUAGGUACAGACAGAAAGGUUGGUGCCAGUCCCUGGGGAAUGAAAGUGCUUCUUUUAUCGUUCGUUUUAAUUAAUUUAAAAUAAAAGCAAUACAUGUCCAUGGUUAAAGUCUUUCUAGUACAAAAUGUUAUAUAUUAGGCAAUCCAAAAGCAUACCCGUGAACAAGACCACCAGAACAAAAGAAGCUUUAGCAAACUAAACACAAUGAAAAGCGUCUUUUUUACUUGUUAAUUUUGUCAGCUGCAACCAGGAAGCAGCAAAUGCCAAAAUUUGUUAAUGUUAUGUAAUUAAAGCAAAUCAAGGAAAUAAUCUAUCCACCGAGAUAAAUAUUUUCCUGUAUUAUUUGAUUUUUAGCAGCAGAGCACCAGAAUGCUGAGGCUGGGUGCCACUGCAUUAAGGAGAAUGUAGUCCUUGCAUUCCCCCUGUAAAAUAAAAUUGAUUGAGGAGGGUGGUCCCAUUCCCUCCCCCGCCUCCAGUUGUCUCGUCCUGCCUCGUUGUGGCGCAGCAACCAAAUGUUGUAUCCCCCUUACCUUUCAAUUCCUAGUUACUUAAGCCUCGGUGUCAGAAAGCAGAUGGACAAUGGUGUGAUAAAUCCGUAUAGAGCUGAGAAUUCUGGACACCUGUCAUGCACUUUGUUCAUAGUAUAUACCUUCCCCCCAAACCUUGUCUUUCUGGAGGUAUGGUACUGCCCUGAAACAGACCUGUGUCUCCUCUACCCCUGCCUUUUGUUUUUGUGGUGACAACACCUGCCAGAUUGAACUUGCUGGCUGCUGGUAGAGUUUCCAGGGCAGAACUUUGUCUCAUUUGAAGCUAUCCUUUGAUAUUUUCUGCAAACCUGGUUUCUUUAGCUUGUUGUAGUGACCUUGUACCUCAUCACACCUGACAGUAUCUGCCUGUGUCUCUUAAACAACUUGUUAUCUAUUCAGUAGCAUAGCUGAUCUAGGUGGUUGACUGCUGCCGUUCCUAAUUUGUUUGAAAUUGCUUCCUUAUUUAGUACAAAAAUAUAGCUAUUGGCCAUGGAGGAGACUCUCCCUUC